Molecule: messenger RNA, 360 nt
Organism: Cercopithifilaria johnstoni
Lineage: Eukaryota; Metazoa; Nematoda; Chromadorea; Rhabditida; Onchocercidae
Source: the annotation of a GenBank genome assembly
AUGGUUGUACCUAAAUCACGAAAUAGUAAGGUAAGGGUGAAUAUUGAUGAAAUUCUUCGAAUUGGUUCAGUGAUGGAGCGUAUCAAUAUUGAACAACGAAGUAGGGAAGCGUUCGAUUGGCUGGCAGAAAAUCGUGAUCAAAUGGAUAAUAAUCCAAAAAUUUUCACAAAUCAUUUAAUUGCCGCAGUUGGAGAAUUGGUCAUGGAAAAAUUGAUAAAAGACGGAAUUGUCACAUCAAAUGAGUAUGACAGAAAUUUUCGACGUUUUGAAAGUUCUUCUGAUGAACAACUACCAACAGUGACGCUUAUUUCUUAUAUACUUAAGGAAAAUUGUGCAUAUUUUCAAAUUGGUGAAAUGUAA